Penicillium griseofulvum is the source of this 621-nucleotide messenger RNA. RefSeq lists its product as uncharacterized. The transcript has 2 exons. The record is from RefSeq and is a predicted model, not a curated record. Bases 1 to 621 code for a protein of 206 amino acids. NCBI's taxonomy places the organism in Eukaryota, Fungi, Ascomycota, Eurotiomycetes, Eurotiales, Aspergillaceae.
AUGACGCUCGGGGUUGAAAGCGAGGCCGGCCUCCAUCCAAGCCACAACACAAGGACCAUUUCCGACUCCAGCUUUUUCAGGGAGCAUCGGGCGUAUGCACUCCCUACCCCGGCCGAGGUCAGAGCUAUCAACGAGGAAUCAGUCAACAUUACUGGCAGAAGGUUCAACCGACCCCCACCCGUCAAGUUUCCAUCAUUGGGCCUAGGCCUGAAUAAUCAACCUCUAAAUGAUAUCUUUCUAUCCGGUCACCGGGACUUGGCUGGCCCAUUCUACGGCGUAGACGCCGUGCGGAAAUUCCAGAAUGGCUGCGAUAUCGAGAUUGAUGAGGAUGUGUCUGUGGUCUUUACUCAUGCCGAUCUUGUACCACCGAUUAUCAUUUUCUCGUCCGGGUCGAAUCCGGUAGUUGCUGUUGUCAUUGAUUGGUGCCAGGCUGGGUGGUAUCCUGCUUACUGGGAGUAUUGCAAGGCGCGUCGUGUCAGGGCGAAUCCGAAAUAUUUUGAAGAUUGGGAAGAAGAAUGGAAUGCGAGAUAUCUGCCGACUAUUUUGGAUCCGGUUGACGAUGAGACGGUGUAUCACCCUUGGUUGUGGUUUGUCUUGUAUAAGGGUAUCUACCUAGUGUGA